This is a messenger RNA of Metarhizium brunneum ARSEF 3297, 930 nucleotides long. It is a transcript of the gene Nmral1, whose product is annotated as NmrA-like family domain-containing protein 1. The record is from RefSeq and is a predicted model, not a curated record. NCBI's taxonomy places the organism in Eukaryota, Fungi, Ascomycota, Sordariomycetes, Hypocreales, Clavicipitaceae. Gene Ontology annotation, cellular component: nucleus.
AUGUCUAUGAAACCGACCGUGUUUAUCUGCGGCGCAACCGGCAGCCAGGGCGGAGCCCUCGCUCACCAACUCCGUGCGAUGGACUGGGCAGUUCAUGCGACAGUCCGCAACCUCGAAUCCGGACCAGCAAAAUUGCUCAAGGCCGCCGGCGUGCAACUCACACAGGGCGAUUGGGAUGAUGCUGCGGCGCUCAAGUCGGCCAUGACCGGCUGCGACAAACUCUUUCUAUGCUUGCUGCCGGACUUUAGUGACAUGAAUCGUGAAAGACGACAGGCCGAGGCCAUUGUAAAGAUUGCCCAGGCCGCGGGUGUUGGUCAAGUGGUUGCGUCGACGUCGCUAGGCGUCUUCACGCUGGACGACAUCGAGGCCAAGGAACACAUUGUCCCCGAAUCGUUCAUGGCAGGACACUUGGCCGGCAAGAAGGGCGUAGAGGAGUCUGUUCGGCGUGGCGGCUUCCAAUACUGGACCUUUUUGCGGCCUUCUUUCUUCAUGGCCAACUUCCUGGAACCCAAAGUGGCCCGUUAUCCGGAGCCCCGGGACAAGGGCACGUGGACGACGGCAAUGACGCCAGAGACGCUCCUUGCUUUGAUCGAUCAUGUCGAUAUUGCCUCGUUUGCAGCCGGGGUGUUUCAAGAUCCGGAAAGAUUUCACGGCCAGGCCAUUGGGUUGGCGAGCGACAUGUUGUCGGUGCAGGAUACCCUGACCACAUUGGGGGAAGCAGCCGGGCGGCCUCUGAAGGCAGUUUUCUUGACGGACGACGAGAUUAGCGAGAACCAAAAAACCUCAAAUGUAUUUACGAACUCUCAAAUCUCCAUGAGAUAUAUGUCACGGUAUAUCGAUAUGAAUGGGGUUGCGUCGGUGAUUCGGCCUACAUCCUUCAAGAACUUUUUGGAGAGAGAAAGGGAGACAGUGAAGGCGACCUAUUCAUGA